Nicotiana tabacum (common tobacco) is the source of this 1403-nucleotide messenger RNA. Lineage: Eukaryota; Viridiplantae; Streptophyta; Magnoliopsida; Solanales; Solanaceae. The record is from RefSeq and is a predicted model, not a curated record.
GUUUUACAAAGUGGAGUACCCAAAGCAGAUGAGAUCAUUUUGUAUAACAUGGCUCUUGCGUUGGAUCGUAUUUUUGUGGAUGUGAAGGAUGCUUUUGAGUUCUCGCCACAUCAUAAGGCCAUUCGUGAACCUUUUGACUAUUACAAGUUUGGCCAAAAUUAUAUCCGCCCUUUACUUGAUUUCAGGAGUUCUUAUGUUGGCAAUAUAUCAGUUUUUGGUGAAAUAGAAGAGAAGCUCAAGCAGGGCGAUAAUGUUGUUUUGAUGUCAAACCACCAAAGUGAAGCAGAUCCAGCGGUUAUUGCUCUGUUGCUUGAAUCGAAGCACCCAUACAUUGCUGAGAACAUAAUCUAUGUUGCAGGAGAUAGAGUUAUUACUGAUCCUCUUUGCAAGCCAUUCAGCAUGGGAAGGAAUCUCCUGUGUGUUUAUUCGAAAAAACAUAUGGGUGAUGACCCCAAACUUGUCGAGAAGAAAAAGAGAGCAAACACAAGAAGCUUGAAGGAGAUGGCUGUGCUAUUGAGGGGUGGAUCAAAACUAAUAUGGAUUGCUCCUAGUGGUGGAAGAGAUAGGCCAAACCCUAUUACAAAAGAAUGGUAUCCAGCGCCAUUUGAUGCUUCCUCAACAGACAACAUGAGAAGGCUUGUAGAACAUGCUGGUGUCCCUGGUCACAUUUAUCCUCUAGCAAUAUUAUGCUAUGAUAUUAUGCCCCCUCCGCCCCAGGUUGAGAAAAAUAUUGGAGAGAAAAGAAUAAUAUCUUUUCAUGGAACUGGCAUAUCCGUGGGGCCCAAAAUUGAUUUUCAUGAGGUUGCUGGUGCUUUGGAAGACUCUGAAGAGGCUAAGCUGGUCUACACAAAGGCACUUUAUGACUCUGUAAACCAGCAGUACAACGUGCUAAAUUCUGCUAUAAAUGGCAAACAGGGACAGGAGGUAUCAACUCCCAGCGUUUCAUUAUCACAACCAUGGCAGUAGCUUCUGUUCCAACUUUAUUUUCCAUACCUUGUUGCUUCAGUCAGUUUGCAGAUGUUUGUUUGGAAGUUAUAAUCAAAUCACAAGGAUAACACUCACAAACUAUGCCACACUUUGCGCUUGCAUGUGGUUGGUCUAUGCGGAGAGUUGUCCAAUUGAUACGAACAAGUAGUUCUUGAAGUUACAGCCUACAUACCGAAGGAAAUUUUUUGGCAGGGCUUAGAUAAUUCUUUUGACACGAAUGUAUAGUUAGUUACUUUUACCUUGUAUCUACUACAUGUUGGAUCUGAAUCUAUUAGCAAUGAUAGCUUUCAAGCACCGUCAAUUCUGACCUUUUAAGUAAGUACGUAGGUAUCCUAGAUUGCUCAUCUUACCUUAGAAGCGGUACUCCAAUUUGUUCGGAAAUAUAAUAAAUGCUCUGCAACAGUUCUGCUUGUUUA